Molecule: messenger RNA, 597 nt
Organism: Acanthisitta chloris (rifleman)
Lineage: Eukaryota; Metazoa; Chordata; Aves; Passeriformes; Acanthisittidae
Gene: CFD
Product: complement factor D (adipsin)
Exons: 5
Biological process (GO): proteolysis
Molecular function (GO): serine-type endopeptidase activity
Source: RefSeq, a predicted model, not a curated record
CUGCUGCUGCUGCUCGGGGCCGCGGUGAAUGGGCAGCCCCGUGGACGGAUCCUGGGGGGCUGGGAGGCCAAGCCCCACCUGAAGCCGUACAUGGCCUCGCUGCAGCUGAACGGGGAACAUGUCUGCGGAGGCUUCCUCAUCGCCGAGCAGUGGGUGCUGAGCGCUGCCCACUGCACUGAGGACACGGAUGGGCAGCUCUUCCAGGUGCUGCUGGGUGCCCACUCGCUCACGGAGCCGGAGCCCCACAAACGCCUGUACCACGUGCGCGCCCAGUUCCCCCACCCCGGCAGCAACAUCCACAACAACAAGGACGACCUCCUCCUACUCCAGGUGCUGCAGUUCCAGCACGAGGACAGGGACGUGGAGGCUGGCACGGAGUGCGAGGUGGCAGGAUGGGGCACCAUCAGACACAGCGGCCGACGCCCAGACACGCUGCAGGAGGUGUCACGGCCGGUGAUCAGCCGCGAGGAUUGCAACCUGCGCACAUACCACGACGGCACCAUCACCGAGAACAUGAUGUGCACCGACUCGCGCAAGAGGGACAGCUGCAAGGGGGACUCUGGUGGCCCCUUGGUGUGCCACGGGGUGGCCGAGGGG